AUGUGGCUUGACUUGUUCCCGGCUCGUGGCACCAAAAAAUUAUUUUGUCGUGAAAGAUCGCCUAAUCUGGAUAUCUAUCUUUCAGCACUGAUGAUGGAUGUAUCGGACAUCGGCAACUUAGCAUCUGAUAGUUCCGCGCAAACUGUUGAUCAGCUAGCUGUAUCAGCUGCAGUUGCCACUGCACAACAACAGCAGCAAAUGGGCGGUGCUGUUGGCUGUGAUGACGAUCCAUCUCCAUAA
Molecule: messenger RNA, 240 nt
Organism: Brugia malayi
Lineage: Eukaryota; Metazoa; Nematoda; Chromadorea; Rhabditida; Onchocercidae
Exons: 3
Coding region: 1-240 (79 amino acids)
Source: RefSeq, a predicted model, not a curated record